Molecule: messenger RNA, 1295 nt
Organism: Verticillium dahliae VdLs.17
Lineage: Eukaryota; Fungi; Ascomycota; Sordariomycetes; Glomerellales; Plectosphaerellaceae
Exons: 2
Coding region: 1-933 (310 amino acids)
Source: RefSeq, a predicted model, not a curated record
AUGGGCAACAUGGCACGAGACGCCGCGGUUGUCUCAGACGACGACUACGAAGUCGAGGACAUGUACUUCACCUACCGUCCGCUGUCGAACCUCCCCACACCACCGCUGUCCUCGCGAAACUCUUCAGCCGACCACAGCCCCAAGGCUUCUUUCGACGGGCUUGACGCCGAGCUGCUCCAGGACAAGUACCUCGGCCCUGCCGUUCAUCUUAUCAACCUCGUCCCCACCUCGGCAUCUCUCCGCACGCCCUCCACCAGUGCUGUCCAAUCGCUCCUUGCACGAACCGCCCUGCCUCUCGAGUCGAUCGCCCUCGCAUCCUGCAUCCUCGACUCUCUCAACUCCAAGUUUGCCCUCGCCUGGCGCCUCUCCUGCCCGCUCAUUGCCGAUCCCAGCCUGUCGCCUAGCAAGCGCCACUCUCUCGCGGGGCCCUUCUUCCAGCAGCGCCAGAUGCACAUCGACUCUGUCCAGCCCGAGCUCAUCAUUCUUGCUGCGCUGGUCAUAGCCGCCAAGUUUACCGAGGACCAGCAAGACCCCACUGCAUACUACUGUGCCUCGUGGGGACGCAACAUUUGGUCCUGCGAGCAACUCAACGUCACGGAGCGUUGCAUCUGCGAGAACCUCAACUGGCGCAUCAAGCCACUCGCUGACGACGAGGACCUGAUUACCGAGACGCUGGUCGAUAUGCAGCUCGCCGCACGGCACUACCGGCCGGCCCCACGACCUGUGCAGAAGAAUGCAAGUGACGGAAGCGGCCACAGCAAAAGCAAGAGUAUGAGCGUUGGCACUGCGGUCGUUGGCCUUGGCCUGCAGCUGACUCCUGUCGACACCCCAGUGUACGAUGAAGACGGCGGUGGUUCGCCGGCGAGCGACUACCUAUCCCUGCCACGAUCGGCCACUCUUGGCUCUUUGUCUCCCGUAGGCGAGGAGAGCUAGAUCGCGGGCGUUACAUUGUGUCGAUGAGCUCGAAGCUUAAUUUUUUAAUGUUGCAUUUUUUACGACUCAACUGGUGGCACUAGCGAUAUGGGGCGAAUUCGACACCACGCAUGGGAUGCGUUUGGUAAAGGCGUUUCGCGUGCAUCAAAAUGAUAUCGGGUCAUAUAUGGGGGGUCACAUAGUGCACAUUUGUUCACCAUCAUCUUUCUAUCGGUUUGGGAUCAUGGACUCGGAGGCGCGGAUCGAGGUUCGGCGUUCUGCGGCAUGCACAUAUGGGGAUCGGAACAUGGGACGGAGAACCAGCGAUUUCCCUCUAUACUUUCUUAUAGCCUUGCUAUUUCUAAUGUUUAUACUUCAGACCU